GGGCCUGCUAACAGCAGUGGUCGGGGCUGGCAUCGGGGGCGCUGCCGUGGCCCACUUCCUCCAGCAGCACUUUGGACCCCAGGUGCACAUCGACGUGUACGAGAAGGGGACCGUGGGUGGUCGCCUAGCCACCAUCUCGGUCAACAAGCAGCACUACGAGAGCGGGGCCGCCUCCUUCCAUGCCCUGAGCUUGCACAUGCAGGACUUCGUCAAACUGUUGGGGCUGAGACACCGGCGCGAGGUGGCGGGCAGGAGCGCCAUCUUUGGUGGGGAGCACUUUGUGCUAGAGGAAACCGACUGGUAUCUGCUGAAUCUCUUCCGCCUGUGGUGGCACUAUGGCAUCAGCUUCCUGCGGCUGCAGAUGUGGGUGGAGGAGGUCAUGGAGAAGUUCAUGAGGAUCUAUAAGUACCAGGCCCACGGCUACGCCUUCUCGGGUGUGGAGGAGCUGCUGCACUCACUGGGUGAGGCUGCCUUCAUCAACAUGACCCGGCGCUCCGUGGCUGAGGCCCUGCUGCAGGUGGGCGUUACACAGCACUUCAUCGACGAUGUCGUCUCUGCCGUCCUGCGGGCCGGCCACGGCCAGUCGGCAGCCAUGCCUGCCUUUGCCGGGGCCAUGUCACUGGCUGGGGCCCAGGGCAGCCUGUGGUCCGUGGAAGGAGGCAACAAGCUGGUCUGUUCGGGUUUGCUGAAGCUCACCAAGGCCAACGUGAUCCAUGCAGCAGUGACCUCUGUGACCCUGCAUGGUUCGGAGGGAAAGGCCCUGUACCGGGUGGGCUAUGAGAGUGAGGCAGGGAGUGGCUCUGACCUGUACGACAUCGUGGUCAUCGCCGCGCCCCUGGCCCUGGACAACAGCAGCCGCUUCACCUUCGAGGGCUUCAGCCCUCCCAUCGCAGACGUGCAGGGUGCUUUCCAGACCACUGUCGUGUCCCUGGUCCACGGCUACCUCAACUCCUCCUACUUUGACUUCCCGGACCCCAAGCUCUUCCCCUUUGCCAGUGUGCUCACCACCGACUUCCCCACCUUCUUCCACACCCUGGACAAUAUCUGCCCUGUCAACGUGUCUGCCAGCUUCCGGCGGAAGCAGCCCCAGGAGGCAGCCGUGUGGCGAGUCCAGUCGCCCAGACCCCUGUUUCGGACACAGCUGAAGACGCUCUUCCGCUCCUACUACUCAGUGCAGACAGCCGAGUGGCAGGCUCACCCCCUAUAUGGCUCGCGGCCCAGCCCUCCACGGUUCGCUCUGCACGACCAGCUCUUCUACCUCAGUGCCCUAGAGUGGGCAGCCAGCUCUGUGGAGGUGACGGCCGUGGCAGCCAAGAACGUGGCCUUGCUGGCCUACAACCGCUGGUACCAGGACCUGGACAAGAUUGACCAGAAGGAUCUGAUGCACAAGGUCAAGACUGAGCUGUGAGGCUCAGGGAGUCCAGAACACCGGCCUGAAGAUGGGCUGCAGCCAAGUGGAGCGUGCCAGGCCUCCCUGACCCACGUGUCAGGUCAAGCAUCUCCCUAGCACCAGCCAUGGCCCUGUCGGCCUGUUGCCAGAGGACCCUCUGGGUGGCUGCUGCUGCUUUUAAGGGCGAGAAUAGGAAGAGAGAAGGAAACCGAAGCCAGUGUAUUUCUUUUAUU
Messenger RNA from Carlito syrichta (Philippine tarsier), 1623 nucleotides. RefSeq names its product prenylcysteine oxidase 1 like (gene PCYOX1L). NCBI's taxonomy places the organism in Eukaryota, Metazoa, Chordata, Mammalia, Primates, Tarsiidae. The record is from RefSeq and is a predicted model, not a curated record. Bases 197 to 1408 code for a protein of 403 amino acids. The transcript is spliced from 5 exons. Gene Ontology annotation, biological process: prenylated protein catabolic process; prenylcysteine catabolic process. Gene Ontology annotation, molecular function: prenylcysteine oxidase activity.